CACACGCACACCAUGAACGUCUACGAGUUUGAGCCCGCCACGCUGAGCAAGGUCGAUGCGCUGAAGAAGGAGUUUGAGCAGGUCGACGGCGACAUCCAGCGCCACGCGGCCAAGCUGCAGAAGCCGCUCUACGCCAAGCGCGCCGAGACGGUCAAGGACGUGCCGCAGUUCUGGUACAAGGCGAUGAGCAACUGCCCGCACCUUGCCGCCUACGUCGACGACAAGGACCAGGACCUGCUGCAGAAGCUCGUCUCGAUCAACGUCGAGCAGGACGAGCAGGAUCCGCGCAGCGCCACCGUCACGUUCGAGUUCGGCGACAACGAGUACCUCAAGUCGAACACGCUCGUCAAGAAGUUCACCGUCAAGGCCGACGCCGCGCCGCUCGGCAGCGACGAGGGCGAGUGGGUGGAGGACGUGACGCCGCACAAGACGGAGAUCGAGUGGACGUCCGACGAGAAGAACCUCGCCAAGCAGCUGCCGCUCAGCAAGCCCGGCGAGGAGGACUUCCAGCCCGGCUCCUUCUUCUCCAGCUUCUUCGACGCCAUCGACGAGCAGGUCACGAACGCGCUCGGCGACGCCAUGGUCAACACGUUCUUCCCGAACGCCAUCAGCUUCUACACCGGCGACCUCGUCGGCUUCGAGGACUUCGAGGGCAUGGACGACUACGACUCGGAGGACGAGGACGACGAGGAGGACGACGAGGAGAUCGACCUCGAGGAGGAGGAGAAGCGCCCGACGAAGAAGGCCAAGAGCAAGAAGUAAGCGGCUCCUGCAGUACCGAGCGAUUCUGUUCGCUCUCUCUGCGCUUCCGCCUCGCAUCUCUCCGCACCUCGCAUCCGUAUAUCUGCCGCUCCUAGUCACUUGUCGCCCGCGCCAUUGGCCGCUUAAUCUGGCAGGCCCCUCCUUUAUCCCAUCUCGAGCCUCGCAAUCGAACACACACGCUAUGAACAGACGUGCAAGAGGGUUGUAGGCGCCCGACGGAGGAUCUACAGGUGAUGCAGCGCAGAGGAAAGGGAAGUGGUGCAGAG
This is a messenger RNA of Tilletiopsis washingtonensis, 1028 nucleotides long. RefSeq lists its product as hypothetical. The coding region runs from base 13 to 762 and encodes 249 amino acids. Lineage: Eukaryota; Fungi; Basidiomycota; Exobasidiomycetes; Entylomatales. The transcript has 6 exons. Gene Ontology annotation, molecular function: chromatin binding; histone binding. Gene Ontology annotation, biological process: nucleosome assembly. Gene Ontology annotation, cellular component: chromatin; nucleus. The record is from RefSeq and is a predicted model, not a curated record.